Molecule: messenger RNA, 1413 nt
Organism: Toxorhynchites rutilus septentrionalis
Lineage: Eukaryota; Metazoa; Arthropoda; Insecta; Diptera; Culicidae
Exons: 3
Coding region: 550-1260 (236 amino acids)
Source: RefSeq, a predicted model, not a curated record
GAAUGACUUUAGAUGGCGUAAGUCCCAGUAUUCUUGUGAGCGAUCUUUUGUCGGCUUAGGUAUAAAAGUAGCAGGGUUUGUGCCAAGGGGUAUGGACAGAAGCUUGACGUAUCACUUUGACUAUUGAUGAUCAUGAUCACUUUUGAAUUGAGUUCUUAUAUCUGUUCAAAAUCCGUAAAUUCAGUACUCCCAAAUGGCGUGGUUAAAUUUAGAGUUGUAUGUAUGAAUGACUGCACUGCCUCACAGUGUUAAUCUAAAAACAUUAAUCAAUGGAUGUGGAUGGAUGGAUGUUUUAUCUCUGCGGUUGUAACGGACUUUACUCGCAUUACUGCUUACGCCAUUCAUCCCGAUUGUGAUAUGCUAUCUGGUUACGGUUGUAUUCCGUUAAUCGUUAUGAUUCACCAAUGUUUUCAGUUCGAUACUGAUUUUAGGGCACUGUUAUCAACACGUGAAAAAUCCGUGUUCCACGUCUAGCGCGUUUCGAGAAGGUAUAUAAACUCAAUGUCACAAUUAAGAUCGCCAUCAUUUAGUUUGUACUGAUCUAAGAACAUGUUCAACAUGAAAGUGCUGUUGCUCUUUACCAUCGGGGUGCUGGUCGUUUCCACGACUUUUGCGACCAUAGAACCAAACUUGUCCCGCGGUCGCCCGUCUGAAGCUCCGUCAGUGAAUUUCAUAUUAAUAGAUAGGCUUCUCAACGUAAUCGAUUCUUUCGUGAGGAAAACUUUGGACACGAUCCGGGACUUCCAGAAAAGGUUGGAAGACGUGAUUAGUGAUGCGAUUAAAAAGGUGGAAGACGAAUUACAACUGUCUCUGGAAUGUUUGAAUGUUACAAAUUUGGGUGAUCAUGCGACUCCACGGUGUUCCGUGGGGUUACGCGAAGUUCUAUACAAUGCUUCCACGGAGGGACAAGACACUGUUACUAAGUGUUACGAUCAAUUUACGUCCCAGAUUAGUUCUCUGCGCGAGAAUCAGGAUAAGCAGAUCGACUCGAUGGUCGCAAAAGUGGAGAAAGUUCGGGACGAUGCCGCACAAUGUAUGGAAAAUAACUCGUUGCUUGGCAGAUUGCGAUGCCUGACGUAUCUUAUCGAGGAUAUUGCCGUUCUUGGGAAAGAAAUUUGGUCCGAUUUCGAAGAACUGCUGGAUGAUUCUAUCAGAGAUACGAAAACAUUGACCAAAGAUUUCGGUGAUUGCAUAAAGAGUGUAUGCAGCCCUCAACACGAAGAAGUCAAAAAGUUGUGUACAAGUGCAUUAAUAGAAUAAAUGUGAAAUAAACAAAUCAACCGGAAAAAGUCUAUCAGUAUUGUUCUGAAAAUAACUUUAUAUUGUGAUUGCUUGGUGUAAUGGAAUUGAGAAAUGCAGUGACAUGUUAGGCGUGACGCUAACCACUCGACCACGGGAGCAACAAUUUUGGCU